Phragmites australis (common reed) is the source of this 1337-nucleotide messenger RNA. RefSeq lists its product as uncharacterized. Bases 210 to 962 code for a protein of 250 amino acids. Lineage: Eukaryota; Viridiplantae; Streptophyta; Magnoliopsida; Poales; Poaceae. Gene Ontology annotation, molecular function: protein binding. The record is from RefSeq and is a predicted model, not a curated record. The transcript is spliced from 4 exons.
GCUGCCGGACCGGGCCGGUCGGUUCCAACGACCUCCCCGAAAAGAGCAAAGCGAUAAACGCGACGGCACGCCCGGCCCGGCGCGGCCCCACCGAGCUGAGUCAGCACGCAUCCUUUCCUAGAUCACUCCACCACACUCCUCCCACCCGCUAACUGCUCACUCGCUCACAAGUCGCUCGCGACCUCACCGAGACGAGUGCGGCGGGCGGCAUGGCGGAGCGGAGGCGGAAGCGCGCGGCGGAGGAGGGGGAGAUGCGGAAGAGGCGGAAGCGCGCGGCGGAGGAGGGGGAGAUGCGGAAGAGGCGGCGGAGGAGGGAAGGGGAGGGGAGGAGCGACCCGGUGGAGUUGCUCGGGGAGGAGGUGAUGGGGCGGGUGAUGGAGCUCCUGGACGCGCGCAGCGCGGCACGAUGCACCGCGGUCUCCCGCGCAUGGCGCGGGGUCGCCGACGACGACCGUAUCUGGGCACCCAAGUGUGCUGAACUGAUGGCGGGAAAGGCACAUAUUCCUCGUUUAACAUUGAUACGCACUGCAUCGAAGUUGUCUACUUAUUCAAUGGCCAUGAUGGAUGGCAAACGGAGUCGGAUCACAAAAGAAGAUCUCUGCGAUCAUUCAUGGGAAUAUCAUUUCACUAUAGCAGCACCAGAAUACUGGAGGAACCUUGAUCCAGCAUGGAAGCACACUGGCCCUCCUAUGCGACGGUACUUCCACCCUGAUGGUUACCACAGUGCAGACCCUCAUGAUGCCGUGUGGGGUGGCCAUGAGUGCGCAUACACGGUCAUAACAAGCUUUGUCGGUGAUGGCCAAAUCAGGGAACAUUAUGUGAGGAUCAACCGAUGGCCACCAAUGAAGGUGUCAAGGAAGGACGACUGGAGCUGGGAGCUGUCGAACCACCUGUACUGCUACAACAGUGUCCCUGAUGCUGGCAAGAGAGGAUGCACAGGUCCUCUGUUCCCAGUUUGGUGACUGCACUUCUACGGGAGUAAAUCAGCGCUCACGCUUCACGGUGUCUGCAAUCUCCUGCUAGUUGAAAUUUAGCCAGCAUGCAGUUCGCUCCAGCAAGAUGUUGUGUUCGGCAGUUGAACUAUAUAUGAACGACAACGGAGGUUAAGCUUAGGUGUGUGAGUCUGUAAUAUGGAAGCGCCAGAACUAUAAGUACUGUACGUGUGUGAUAUGGUGGUUCCGCGAGUCUGGUGAUGAUAAGCCCUUCGUAGUAGCUUGGUAUUUUGAUGAACUUGGGCGUCUGUAAAAUAGCCUGAACCUUUACGUUCGUGUGGUGUGUAUGUCCUUUUAUGAUGUAGCACAUGUAAUAGUAAUGCAAUACCGUGCUUGGGCUGCUUA